AUGGGUUCAACUGCGCCCGUCACCGCUACCAGUCCACCAGAGGAUGGUGACACAACCAACGAAUAUGUGAAUCCCUUGGACCAAAGUCCUCGUUGGGCCCUGGCAACGAGGGCAUUUGCAAUACGAUCUGGUGCUAGCCUGGGCUUUGGUCUUUCACAUGUUUGGGCUCCGCCGGAGCUGGCGCCCUCCAAAGUUAUAUGGCUCGACGCUCUCUUGGGAGAUUGGAAGGCGAAGAAGGCUAUUCGCGUUGACGUCUGGGAGCCUCCCUCACCGCUUCCAAACACGGAUAAGCCAAACUUUUCGUCCACCUCGGAGUCUUCUGCUUCUGAUUUGCUCGCGCUAGCAGCUCCAAAUGUCAUCGUCAAGACCCCAACGGACGAAGUAGACGAUAAUGCUAGCAUCAAAUCAGGGUGCAGCAGCGCCAUAUCAAGGAGCAGCACGAGGAGCAGCAACUCCAAAUUGGGCACUGCUAAGAGGCCUAGGAUUCACAAAAUGGCCAGCAACUUGAGUUCAAGAAGCUCAAGGUCACUGGCCAGCAUCCGGUCCCGAUUAUCGAGAAGUAACACGGCCUCUGGGUUAUCUUUGGACUCGAUCCCCAGACGACCCCUCGUCAUCAAUUUCCACGGCGGCGGCUUCGUGGUCGGCGAAGGCACAGACGAUUCGCGGUGGUGCGCAGCCGUUGCAAAAUCCCUGAACGCCGUCGUCUUUUCUGUGAGCUACCGCCUGGCUCCGGGGUAUCCAUUUCCCAACCCUGUAGAGGACUGCGCCUCGGCCAUAGUCCAGAUAUGCUCUCAGGAUAUGGCGUCUCAGUACGGUAUUGAUACCUCACGCGUGGUUCUCUCGGGCUUCUCAGCCGGCGGCAACCUCGCUCUUGCCAGCUGGGUCGCCCUCCAGGACCCGCCCCGCUGGGGCUACGAAUCGGUUCUGCCUUCUCCGCCUCUAGAGAUGGCUGGCCUAGCUCUCUUUUAUCCUUUACUAGACUGGACCGUAGCCCGAGACACAAAGCGGCAGCGCUGCGAGCGUCCAGACCUCACACUUCCCAAAGGACUGACGGAUUUGUUUGACGCAUCUUACAUCUACCCGCCCUUGCAGAGUAACAAGCGCGACGACCCGCGUCUUUCCCCAGGUCUCAUGUCAGAUCAUAUGCUCCAGCAGCUCCCACCAGUGCACCUUUGCCUGUGUGAGUAUGACAUGCUUCUCUCCGAGGGUCUGACGUUUACAGAGAGGCUUAGGAGCCACGGAAGAAUUGUCGAGACUCGUGUUGUCAAGGGCGAGAAGCACGCUUGGGACAAGCCGCCAUUGUGGGCACCCAAGGAGAACGCUGCAGUCGAGUACGAGGCUGCGAUUGAGUCGCUAAAGACUUGGAUUGGGUUGGACUAG
Pyricularia grisea is the source of this 1380-nucleotide messenger RNA. RefSeq lists its product as uncharacterized. Lineage: Eukaryota; Fungi; Ascomycota; Sordariomycetes; Magnaporthales; Pyriculariaceae. The record is from RefSeq and is a predicted model, not a curated record. Gene Ontology annotation, cellular component: cytosol. Bases 1 to 1380 code for a protein of 459 amino acids. The transcript has a single exon. Gene Ontology annotation, molecular function: sterol ester esterase activity; triacylglycerol lipase activity. Gene Ontology annotation, biological process: triglyceride catabolic process.